CUGUCUCGUAUCUACCCAAAGACUGCCAUGGAUAACUCAAGAAGUGGUGGAUCUCAUUCCCAGGAUACCAGAAAUAGGGAGCUGGAAGAGAGAAACAAAAACCUAACGCAGAGGAUAAAGGAGGCUGCAUAUCUCAUCCAGAUACUGAAGCAAGAAAUAUCAGAAGUAGAGGGCGCCAGUGGAAGCCAUCUUCUCAAACGCAUUGCCGAAUGCUCCGAGGAGCUGAACGCUCUUCAGGGUGACGAGACGUCACUCAACAGUGUUGCCAACAUCAUCGAGGAAAUGGAAAGACACCCAAGUAGUCAGCAGUACCAAACUCAGAUACAAAUGUUAAGAAACCUUUUGGACCAAAUGCAGUGAAAGCUUUCAGUUCCACAUCUGUGCAGUUAGAGAAUAGUAAAUUCAGGUUGUUUUUUUGUUUUGUUUUUUUUCACAAAGUCAGGCCAACUCAUUUUUCCCGCAAAUUUUUGUCUUGUCUGCAUCAGUCACCCAGAAAAUGUAUUUUUCAGAAUUUGUAUUAAAAUCUGAUGAUUUAUGUCCCAUGGAAACCCCUCUAAAACGGUGGUCCUCAACUCGUUUCAAGGUCGUGGACCGCGAGCCGUUAAGAAAAAUUAUUGACUAAUUUCCUGUUUGAGUAACAAUAAGUAAAGCACAGACAAUAAACACAUAUUUCUUGCAUAGGAAUUACAACCGUUGAUUAAAGUGUUAUUUUAUUUUUGUUAAAUAUGAAAAAUAAAAAU
Molecule: messenger RNA, 740 nt
Organism: Macrobrachium nipponense
Lineage: Eukaryota; Metazoa; Arthropoda; Malacostraca; Decapoda; Palaemonidae
Exons: 3
Coding region: 28-360 (110 amino acids)
Source: RefSeq, a predicted model, not a curated record